AUGUCCUUCAUCGCUACUAUACUGUGUGCUGCCUCUCUAGCAUUCACAGUUCCUGCCCUACCAUCAAGAGCCCAGGGCGAGCGCGGUGCUGUUGCUAGUCAGAGCAAAAAAUGCAGCGACAUUGGAGUGGAGAUGUUGAAGAUUGACGGCACUGCGGCCGAUGCGAUGAUUGCCACUGUUCUUUGCGAUGGAGUCGUGUCCAUGUACCAUAGUGGUAUUGGGGGGGGUGGGUUCAUGCUAGUGCAUGCCCCGAAUGGCACAUCCGAGUUCAUUGACUUCCGUGAAACUGCACCCAGGGCCGUUGACGAAGAGGCUUACCUAAACGACCCUAAUGCCUCCAAGAUAGGUGGAAGUGCCAGUGGCGUCCCCGGUGAGAUUCGAGGCCUGGAGCACCUGCAUAAGAAUUACGGAAGGCUACCAUGGAAGUACAUUGUUGACCGUGUCGCACUGGUUGCGGAAGAAGGAUUUACCGUCACAGAGGAUAUGGUUCACUAUAUGGAGAUGAGUAUUAACAGUACAGGAUACAACUUUUUAGUCAGGGAUCCAUCCUGGGCCAUAGACUUUGCUCCCAAUGGGAUUCUAGUAAAACAGGGUGAUACCAUGACUCGCAAGCGAUACGCAGCAACAUUGAGAGAGAUUGCGGACUAUGGCCCGGACGCAUUCUACAAGGGCAAAAUCGCACGGUCAAUAGUAAGAAAUGUUCGAUCCACAAAUGGUAAUAUGACCGAAAGUGAUCUCUUGGAAUACGGAAUCAUUCGAAGAGAUACGUCGGAGAUUACAUACCGAGGCUACAAUCUCACCAGCACCACCGCACCUACAAGUGGCGCGGUAGGUCUUAGCAUAUUAAAGAUAUUGGAGAGGUAUACUGAUUUCUUUCAAUCUGGGAACGAGCCACUGAGCACUCAUCGGAUGAAUGAGGCAAUCCGGUAUGGUUACGCACGGAGGAGUUUACUUGGAGAUCCUGACUUCAGCACACAUGACUUGAAGGAGUAUCAACAAUGGAUGCUGGCUGACAGCACAGCGAGCCUAACGAAGAUUGAUGACUGCCGAACACAUCACAAUUCAUCCUACUAUAUCCCCGGUGGGCUUGGGCAUGGUGCUAGUCAUGGGACAUCUCAUAUGUCAGCCGUGGACAAAGAUGGCUUAGCCAUUGCUUUAACAACCACUGUCAAUCUCUGGUUUGGGAGCCGAGUCAUGACCGAUGAUACGGGGAUUGUCUUGAACGACGAGAUGGAUGACUUUUAUAUACCCCACGGUUCAGAUGAUCCCACGCUAUUUCCUCAAAAUCGCAUACAGCCAGGCAAACGGCCUCUGUCUACUAUUUCACCUACAAUCGUCACGCGGAACGGCGAAUUAUACUUUGUCACCGGGGCUGCCGGCGGGACGCAGAUUGCAACAACCACACUCCAGGGGAUCAUCAAUGUGCUCGACCGGGAUAUGAAUACGUUCGAUGCGCUUGCUGAGCCACGACUACAUGACCAAUUAUUCCCUGAUACAACUAACGUGGAAAACCCAUAUCAGUCCCGGAAGGCCGUCGAGGGUGGGUACAAUACUACGAUCGUGGAUUAUCUGCGUCGAAAAGGACAUGAUAUAACUUGGUUCGACUCCAUUGGCAUGUCUCAAUCGAUUCGACUCCUUCCUGAUGGAAGCAUCGAGGCUGUGGGAGAGCCACGACAAGUCAAUUCUGGAGGAGCUUAUAGGGUGAGAGCAUAG
Molecule: messenger RNA, 1713 nt
Organism: Aspergillus alliaceus
Lineage: Eukaryota; Fungi; Ascomycota; Eurotiomycetes; Eurotiales; Aspergillaceae
Product: gamma-glutamyltransferase family protein
Exons: 8
Coding region: 1-1713 (570 amino acids)
Biological process (GO): glutathione catabolic process
Cellular component (GO): plasma membrane
Molecular function (GO): glutathione gamma-glutamate hydrolase
Source: RefSeq, a predicted model, not a curated record